AUGCCGAAGCAAAUUAGCGAAAUCAAGGACUUCUUGCACACCGCCCGACGCAAAGACGCGCGAUCGGUGAAGAUCAAGAAGACUGCGGGCGUGACCAAGUUCAAGGUUCGAUGCUCGAAGUACUUGUACACCUUGUGCGUCGACAACGCGGACAAGGCGGCCAAGCUGAAGCAAUCGCUUCCGCCGGGUUUGCAAGUGAUCGAUGUUUAA
This is a messenger RNA of Ostreococcus tauri, 210 nucleotides long. RefSeq names its product Ribosomal protein L38e. Gene Ontology annotation, molecular function: structural constituent of ribosome. The transcript is spliced from 2 exons. Bases 1 to 210 code for a protein of 69 amino acids. NCBI's taxonomy places the organism in Eukaryota, Viridiplantae, Chlorophyta, Mamiellophyceae, Mamiellales, Bathycoccaceae. The record is from RefSeq and is a predicted model, not a curated record. Gene Ontology annotation, biological process: translation; protein-RNA complex assembly. Gene Ontology annotation, cellular component: cytosolic large ribosomal subunit; ribosome.